AUGCGCGCGACGACGUGCGCGUUCGCGCUCGAUCGCACAUCGGUACGAACGAACGCCGGCGCGUCGACGUCGAGAUCGAAUCGAGCGGUUCCGCCGCGGUCGUCGACCAGUCCACGCUCUCGUCGAAGAGACUUCAUCGCGCUCUCCCUCACCUUGGUCGCUCUCCGCGACGACGAGGCGAGGGCGCAGACGAACGCGCGUGCGCUCAUGGAACCCGAGGGUACGAUCGAGACUGGACUCACCGCGAACGCUCGAAUCCGAGCGUGCCCUCGAGAGCACAACUGCGUCUCGACGUCGGCGCGAGAGAGCGAUAAGUACGCUUCACCGUGGACCGCCCCGAAUACGUUCCGAGACGUCAAGUCGACGGCGAACGCUCUCGUGGACGCCGUCCUGGACACGGUUGAUGGGUCGAAACUGGUGCAACGCGACGAUCGUAAAGAUGGCACGUACUUGGGCUUCAAAGCUCCUGGUAAGCUGGGCGAAGACGUCAUCGAGUUUUUUGUCAAGUCGGACGAAGUCAAGGACCGCGGGUGGGAGGGUGACGAAGGGAACGGUUCAUUGAUCCUCUACCGCUCCUUCGCGUUAGAUGUCAAGUAUGUGUAUCCGUUCAUGACCCCGAUCGGGGACCUGGGCGAGCAAGCGAAGCGUCUCGGACGCAUCAGACACGAGCUCGGCGCGCGACAGCUGGGAUGUGAGUUGGUGGAAUGUUUUUCAUAA
Molecule: messenger RNA, 717 nt
Organism: Ostreococcus tauri
Lineage: Eukaryota; Viridiplantae; Chlorophyta; Mamiellophyceae; Mamiellales; Bathycoccaceae
Product: unnamed product
Exons: 1
Coding region: 1-717 (238 amino acids)
Source: RefSeq, a predicted model, not a curated record